Maylandia zebra (zebra mbuna) is the source of this 2934-nucleotide messenger RNA. RefSeq lists its product as uncharacterized. Lineage: Eukaryota; Metazoa; Chordata; Actinopteri; Cichliformes; Cichlidae. Gene Ontology annotation, molecular function: protein binding. The record is from RefSeq and is a predicted model, not a curated record.
GUGUCCACAGUGAGCUUGAAGGAUGGCAGGGAUUACUUUGACGCUUUUGUUUGUGGUGUUUCCUCUUUACAACACAGAGGAGCAUGUCGUUAAUGGUCUGUACACGCUGAUAGAAAAGGGUCAGAGCAGCUUUGUGGAUCCAGCUCUGAGCAAUCAGAGCAGACUGGUGGUUAAAGAGCCCAACCUGCCCAUCAACGAACUCCUAGAGAAGAGCAGCAAGAGCAGCGAGUCCAAGUUCAGCCUCCAUCCUCUUCCUUCUGCUGUGUGGCCCAAGCACACUGACCUGGCCCACAUCCCCCACCACCACAGUCCCCACAGCAAGAGCAAAAAGGGCCCAAAGAGUGACCGUUCGGAGGAGCACAACAGCGAGAAAGCCAGAGGAGAAGUUGCUGGUCUGCAUCCCAAAACCCAGGUCACUGCAGCUGCAGGUGCUUCCACCAACCGCACAGUACAGAAACCCAGUCAGGACGCUCAGUCCAACAUCAGUCCUCCUCAACACGGCGAGCCAGAGGGACACCCCAACUCCAGACCCAGAGCGCCGCCGCAGACCCAACCUCAGGCUCAGCCACAACAACCAGCUGCUCCCCCGCGCAAAGAUCCCCCCAACCGACGCAUGGACCCAGAGGAGAACCGGCCGGGGAAGUCCAGUCUCUAUCAGUCUGGCAUCAGUGCAGCGACUCGGAACAACAGCCGCCCGCCGGUGAUCUUUAACCGGCGCUCCUCCAGCCUGCUUUAUCAGUUUGACAUCAUGCGGCGAGAGUCCGACUUCACACAUGACGCCGUCUGUGUGAGCGAGUGCAGGAAGGAGAAGGACGAGAAGGAGCAUUACUGCUACAGUGAAUUUGCUGUCAAUGGGAUUGUCCAUGACAUCGACGUGUUGCGCAGAGGAAUCCGGCUCAUUACGCUGAUGGUCAGCAGUGAUGGCUUCUACAAGAUGAGCCGUCUGUACGUGACCCCUGACAGCUUUUUCUUCAAAGUGCGCCUUCUGGUCCUGGACACCUACAAGUGUAGCAAGCCAUGCCCUGACAUCAAACUAGGGACCAGAUACGUCAUAAUGGGUCAGAUCUACCACCGAAGACGCCACCUCCCCUCUGAACUCCUGAACCUGCUGGGUGGUAAACUGAAGCCCGGGGACGGCAUCCUGAGAAGCAACAGCUACGUCAAGAGAUACAACAAGCGGCGACACCAGAAAGCUCUGGAGGCCACGCGCUCCAGGUGUAGGUGAACCAGAGAUAAGACUAUCGCCCCUCGCUGCAGGGGAAGAGACACUGCAGCAGACGUGAACUGAUCUCACGUAGACAGAAGACAUGUGGCGAAAGCAUCGAUUGAGUUUCAUAUGGACUGCUCUGAUGCUAGCCAAGGACUGGAUCAUCUCCUUUUUACCGAUCUUUGAAAAUCCACAGUUGCUGGCUUGUGAUCUUUUUUUUUUCUUUCUUUCUUUUUACAGAAAACACAAGCAGCUACAAUUAAAUGGGUUUUAUGAUGUUUUUUCCAUGAGGCAAAUGUUAUUUUGUCAACAUACAAACUCUUCAUCCAUUCAUGGCUGGUUCAUGAAAUCCUUGCAUUAAUAAGGCAUUGCAUGUUAAAGGGAAAUUUGGCUCAUCUUUAGUUCACAUAUUACCGAGUGGGAAUAUUUUUAUGGAAGAGUAAUGCUUUUACUUGAGAAAAGGGUUUUCUGAAUAAACAUUUGAAUAGUAAAUCAUAACCUUUAACCCUACAAUAUCAGGAUAUUUGAUUUUUGUCUUUAAAAAAUCAUUCUCAUAGUACUCGGGGACAUUUUGCAUUUCUCUUCUCCCCCCAAAGAAAUUCUUUCUUUAAAUUCUCUAGAUGAUAGGGUUAGGAUCCAAACAUUAAGGCAUUUAGGGUACACAGACCACAGGAUGUUACAGAGAUAAUUAUCUCAGCUUUCCUGUAAAACUUUGCAUAAAAAAAGCAGAGAAAGCCCCUCAUUCCUUCAAUUUAAUGAGUGUAACAGUGUCCCCCUUACAUAGUUUCCUCCAGUCAUACUUUGGUUUGGUCUUUGAGAAAUAUACAUGGUAUUGCUAGAUGAACUGUGGAAUAUGCUGUUAAUUUAACAAAAACAAAACGUUUUUUUCCUUUAAUUAAAAGUUUGCUCUGUAUUUCCACAAUAACCUAACAAAACAAAGACAUGGAGCAAAUCUGGUUAAACUGAAACACUUCUACGCACGACUGUUCCAAAAUUACUCCAAAUCCUUUUUUCCCCUGUAAUUAACAGUUUCUAUAACCUUUUGAAGACUUAUAACAUGUAAAUCUUGCUUUAAUUAGCCAAUGGAUGCAAAAUAUUGUAUGGCAUUGGACUGUGUUGGUUUGCAACACUCAGUCCUGUGCAUGGCGUCACUGUGGGUUGAUAAUGGCAAGCAGGAAAUGCAAUAAUAAAAGGAAGGGAAUUGGGGGCCUUAAAAGCAGCACCAAACCUUCAGUGGAGGAGGAAGAGGAGGGGGAAAAAAAGACAAAAAGUGAGCAGAGAUUUUGCAUGUCACGAGAGUGGCUUACUUCUUUUAGUUUAAUUAUAUAUUUCAUGAUGAUGUCUGGCUAGGUCGACUGGGACAUCAAAAGGAGUCUUGCUGAAUGAGGAGGAGGAGGUACGCUGUUGUUGGGAGUACGCCAUAAAUCUAAUCGCGGGAAUCUGAUCCUCCGCACACCUGGACACACGACUGAAAGAAGUGCCUCCGUCACAGCUCCUUUUUGGAGUGCCUAUUGCUUUCCUCUCUUGCAAACAAACACAUACUCCUCUUGGACGGUGAGCAUUCAAAGUAUGUCGGCAGGAUCAGAGGAAACGUGAGGUGGGGAGCAAAGAGGAGGAGGAGGAGGAAUACAGACAGUUGUGUAAAAUAAUGCAGGGAGAGAAGUGAAAUUGUAGAGACCGUGUUGUUGCGUCUGUCUUUCUUAUUUAAUAAAAAAUCCCAGGCUCAA